This is a messenger RNA of Effrenium voratum, 4504 nucleotides long. The record is from the annotation of a GenBank genome assembly. Lineage: Eukaryota; Dinophyceae; Suessiales; Symbiodiniaceae.
AGCUCCCGGCUUUCAGCUCGCUCCGAGCCCCUUUCUCGGGCAGAGCGGUUUCGCCGGAUGGCAUGGCAUGGCGCAUAUUUUUGGGGCGCUUUGGAUAUGCAGCCUGGGUGUCAUGGCAGGACCCCUGGCCUUGUUUUCCGCGCCGGGCCGCGCCUGGCCGCGGGUGCCCUGCAGGACAUUUGUGGGGAACCUCCCUGCCAAGAUGAGCAGUGCCGGGAUGAUGGUGAGCACCGGCAAUGAGCUCGAGUUCUGGAAUGACACCACCUGCCACCACAACGGGCCAGUGGCCCGUCUCGGCAACACAGCGGCCCGCCACGAGCGCAUCCUCGUGGUGGCGUUUCUCCACGGGGGGAUUUUCGCGGAGGUGGUGAAGCCCUGGGACGGGGCGGCAGAUCCCACCAGCCAGCUGCGGCUCUACGACGCGCAUCGCCUGGGCAGCAUGGACAAGCCGCUGUCCGUGGUGCAUCUCGCAGGGGAGGUGACAGGUGUCCACCGCCUGGCCACGGGCGAGCUUGUGCUUUGCGGAAGUUCGACCUGGGGCCAAGAGGCCCCCAGCGGCCGCGUCUGGGUGCUGAGGGACGCCUUCGACGCGGAUGGGGAGCGGCUCAUCUUUCGACUGCCUAUGCCAGUCCAGAAGUUGACGCUCACCCACAACUUGGUGCUGGGAGUCGUGGGGGAAGCCGGGGACUGCCAGGUGGUGUUCUUCAACGCCAGCAACAUGGCCAGCGGACCUUUCGCCACCUUGCAGUUUUUGGACCGGAUCCUCGACCUGGCAGUUGCGGAUGGGUGGUUGGUGCUGCUGGGCCAGACGUACCUUAACUUCUUCCCCUUGGCGACGGCUAUGAAGGGCGGCAUACAGCACUCAGAGAUGCAGUGCGGCGUGAUGGAGGAUGGCUUUCCGACUGCCCUGGUGGCGAUUCCCUCCGGCUUCCUCGUAGGCUAUACCGUGAACGUUAUCUCCGUGUUCAAGCUCGUGCACAUCGGCUGCGAAAGGAAGAACCUGAAAACCACGCACCCCACCUACUUCCUUGUGGCUUUGGGCGAUGCGAUCGCCUCCUCUUCUGGACUUCACUCAGUGGAAAUCUGGCCUUUGCAGUCCAUUGUGGACGACACCAUGGAGAAGGCGCGGGCCUUUCCUGUGGACUCCAUGGGCAUGAGCUUGGUGCCUCUUCCCGGCCAAGGCUUGGCGGUGGCCACCUUUCGGCAGGUGAACAUCUUCAGCUACGCAGGCGUGGAGUCCAAGCCUCGGCCCGCCUUCUCCCUGCCCGGGCACGCGAGCUUCUUCAAAGAGCAGGAGGGCCUGUUUCUGGUGGAUAGGACAGGCAGCAAUUCCCUGAUGGAUCCGCCCGUAACAGGCGACCCCCAACUUUGGCGGCGGGACGGAGGCGCUUGGCAGCUCCUGGCCAAUUUCAGCGUUGGCCUUGAGUCGGUUUCCGCGGCCCUGCUGCUGCCGGAGAACCUGCUGGUGCUGGGGUUCUACGCCAAUGGCCUGGGCAUCUACGACCUAAGCCAGGCUCAUGGAGCCCCCCUGGCAUCGCAAGCCUCCCAUGGCUACAUCGGCACCGUGGGGGCCUUGGCCUGGGACGCGAGCGGCCUGCUGCUGGGCACCGAGGAGCAGGUGCUCCUCCUGGAGGGCCCCCCGUCGUCCUUGGCGCAGCACUUAACCGAGGAGUGGGGCCACACGAUCAGCGGAGGCCUGUGGACCGGAGGCGCGGUCUGGGACUUUGUGCAGGACCCCUGGGGGCGAUGGAUCGCUGCAGAUCAGUCCGGAGAGUUGAUCUUCUUCACGGUGAACGGCGGCAGACUCGAACUCCGGCACCGCUUCGAAGUGCCCGGCCCCGUCUUCAGCCUGAAGAUCCUCGAUGGAUAUCUCCUGGUGGCUACAGACAUCAACUUGCUCUACGUCUUUGCCUUCGACCCAAAGGAUGUCAUCCAGGAGUUGGCCCGCUUGCCGGUCACGGCCGUGGACCCCGCGAUGCCGUCCAUCAGCGUCGGCGUGGUGGGGGAGGAUGGCCUGCUGCUGGGCUUGGACCUCUACCGUGCCCACGAGGAUUCGCUGUGCGCCCCUGGCCACUUCUCACCUUUGGGGUCCUUCGUGUGCAAGCCAUGCCCCGAGGGCUGGUCCAGUGGCAAGGGCUCCAGCAGCUGCGCGCGCCCGGAGCCCGCGACGCUGCUGGCCUCACUGGCGCCCCUGGCGCUGCUGGCGGCCUUGGGCCUCGUCUGGCGCUUUGUGCGGCCCUGGCACUUUCAGAGGCCAGGGACGUCCGGCGCUGAUUGGAGCGGCGUGUUCCAGAGCUGGCUCACGCCCCGCACCCGGGCGCCCCAGCUGGUCUUCGCCUACGCGGCCUGCCUGGCGCCGGGGUUGGCCCGCGGCGCGUGGGCUUUGGCAAUGGCCGCGUUCGCUGCUUUUCUCAUAAUGCCGCGCAAGCUGUCGAUGACCAGCGCCCCUUACCUCCGGGCCGGCUUGGCCUUGCGCCUCCUGGCGGGCUCCUGCUUGCUGCACGGCUGUGCGGCGCUGUGCCGAUCCCACGUCGUGGCUGCUGCGGCGGCAAUGGCCAUGAGCUGCAACUGCCUCCUAGCGACUCAAAUCCACCUCCUCCUGGCAACGCCAGUGGUGGUUCUGGACGCGGCCGUUCGCGCGGCCAACACUGCGGGGGUUCGCGUGCUCAACAUGCUGGCGGUCUGCGUGUGCAUGUCGAUUUGCGUGGUGGUGAGCCUAACCUUCAUGCAACAUGCGGGGCAUCAGGUGGAGACGCCCAUCGGCAUGUGCGACCUGAGCUGCGGGUGGCUGCCGGUGGUGUUGCUGUCGGCGGCGGCAUUGGCCUGCACGGCCGCCGUGGCCAUCGCGGCACACGCCUGCGACCUCUUCGAGGUUGAGACGCGCGUGCCGAACUGUCCGCUUUGGGCAGAAGAGGAGCAAAUCUUGCCUGCGAAGAUCCCGAUGAUGCGGGGUCGGAGGCUUCUGCUGAGGAUCUCCGUGAUUAUGAAGUCCUGGUGGGUGAAGCAUCGGCUGAGCGCCAUCCUCGCGCUCUACGAUUGCUUCACCUUUCGGGCGAAGCUGAAGACAGCCGCCAGCUCCCAGAGGCCCUCUUUUGCCUUGAUCCUUCUGGUCGCUGCAGUUACGGCCUCCAUCAACAUCUUGGCCAACGUCUUGGCUUAUCACAAGGUCUAUUUGCCGGAGCUUGGGGACCGGAACUUGCGGCUCAGCACCUUCUUCAAAUGCACCCUGCUCUUCAUGAAGCUCCGGGUGCUGCACGUGCCAGUAGAGGCGGUCACGGAGAUGGAUACCACCUGGCUGGACCAGCGGAUGACUGGCCUCAGCCAGUUGAUCCCAAUCUGGAUGUGCACCGCGGGGAGUUGCCCUUCCUACUGCCUCACGCGCCUGAAGGGCACAUGUUUCUAUGAGAUGCCUCCAGCCUUCGACGGGUGCCACUGCAAACACUUGGUGGUGGGCGUCCCAAACUUGAAAACCCGAUUGGCGGUGACGGGAAACUGCAUCUUCUCGGUGGUUGUGAUGGCCAUGCUCUCGGCCUCGCGCAUGCGGGUCACGGGCAUCUACUCCCACGAGCUGGGCAGCUGGGCGGUGGGCUGCGCCACCUACCUCCCCUCGCUCUUCUUCGCCAUCAACACCAUCUACCUCUCGGUUCCCUGGCUGGCCCAGCAGCACAUCGACUCCGCCUGGGACUUCAUGAUUUUGAGUAUGCCUGCCUUGCUCUAUGCCUUCAUGGCAAAUGAGCUUGCCAGGCACUUGGAGAUCGGCGCCAGGCACCGAACGCUGGGCGAGAACCAGGAGUUGGUACUCGGCCCCAACUUCGAGAUCAUCGAAGCUGUGAACCUGGAGCACUUGGUCGGUGUACGUGUCCAGCAGGCCCAGGGCCCCGACGGGGCGCCGCUGGCCUUGCGGCCUUUGAGCCGCGUGGCCGGGCCGGCGGUGCUGCUGUGCCGAGCCCCGCCCACCUACGGCUCCAUCUUCGUGGCCUCCGGGUACAAGGCGCUUGCGCCGCUGGCGCACGUCUCGACGGCAGCCUGCUUUUUCUGGAUGCGGGGUCGCUUCACCCACGCCAUCCUGGUGGCGGAUGGGAUUUUGCUCACCAUCCUCCUUCUGGCAAGCCUGGUGUUGUAUGCCACGCUGAACGCGGGUGAGACGACAGACGCGGAGCCGCAUGGGGUGGAACUCGAAUCUUCGAUUGCGAGCGGCUUCAGAAGCCCAAGAUGAGCACUCGAUCCAAGCGCUCGAUCUGAUUCCAGAGCGGAGGCGGAGAUGGCACCGGAGGCGGAGGGCGCCAAGACCCAAGAGUCCGAGCGGCAAAGGUGAAGGUGCGAAUGCCGUCGAAUCCAGCAAGCGCUGCCGUCUCAGAGCGAGCUGCGAUGGUGCGAUGAGAUGUACGUCUUGAUGCGCGUCCCCAAAAAGGGGCCGGGUCAUCUUGAAGGGACCCCAUCCAGAGGGCUACAUCUUCAUUCCCUGCCGUUGUCACAGCCGCAUCGCCGCGAUGGAUUGCGAAGC